GUGUUUAUCUGCUCGUCGCGCAUACCGCCAUCUCGAUUACAUCUUGCUCUGAUAAGACCAUCAGUUGCAACGUGUCUCCCGUAGUGAAUGAAAGUUUUGCCUCUUGUACCUGCCGAGACUGGAACGCCGGAACCAUGAGCUCCGCUGGAAAGUACGCUGUUUUGAGUGUGUCUGACAAAACUGGCCUCAUCGAUUUGGCGAAAAAGUUAGCAGAUCUUGGAUUCAACUUAGUAGCAUCUGGUGGAACGGCUAAAGCUGUUAGGGAUGCAUCGAUUCCAGUGAGAGACGUUUCAGAUUUAACGAAAUGCAAAGAAAUCUUGGGAGGCCGUGUCAAAACUUUACAUCCAGCUAUAUUUGGAGGAAUUUUAGCUAGAGGAACUGAAGCUGACAAGAAAGAGAUUGCUGAUAUUGGUUAUGAACUCAUUAGCAUUGUUGUCUGUAACUUGUACCCUUUUGAAAAAACUGUUGCGGAUCCCAAAGUCACCGUUGAGAAUGCCAUUGAAAACAUUGAUAUCGGUGGUGUCACAUUGCUACGAGCUGCUGCCAAAAAUAAUGACCGCGUUUUAGUGGUUUGCGAUCCUAGUGAUUACAAUUCUGUAAUUGAAGAAAUAAAAAAAUCUCCAACCAAAGAAGCACCCAUUGACUUUAGGAGGAAAAUGGCACUGAAAGCAUUUACCCACACAGCCAGCUAUGAUGGAGCAAUCAGCGAUUAUUUCCGCAAAAACUUAACCGACCACGCAUCUCAAUUCAACCUGCGAUACGGUACCAAUCCACACCAACACCCUGCUCAAAUGUACACCACACUGCCAGAACUUCCAAUGAAAGUGAAAAACGGAAGUCCUGGCUACAUCAACUUAUGCGAUGCCCUGAAUGGGUGGCAACUAGUCAAAGAAUUGAAGGAAGCGCUUUCACUCCCAGCAGCUACUUCAUUCAAACAUGUCAGUCCUGCCGGUGCCGCUAUUGGUGUUCCUUUAACAGACUUGGAGGCCAAGUCUUACAUGCUGAAUGAGAAACCUGAAACACUAACUCCUUUAGCUAAUGCAUAUGCCCGAGCCAGAGGUGCGGAUAGAAUGUCGUCUUUCGGUGACUUUAUUGCUUUGUCUGAUGUCUGUGAUCUAGCUACUGCUAAAAUUAUUUCAAGAGAGGUCUCCGAUGGAGUCAUUGCACCUGGUUAUACCCAAGAAGCCUUCAACUUGUUGAAAGCGAAAAAGAAUGGCAGUUAUUGUAUGUUGGAAAUAGAUCCCAAUUAUGAACCAUCUGAGAAGGAAGUAAAAACUGUAUUCGGCCUCACCCUAGAGCAAAAGCGGAACACGGCCAAAAUUGAUAGCAGUCUGUUUGCUAACGUUGUGACAAAAAAUAACAAGCUUUCGCAGGAAGCCCUUAGAGAUUUGAUUGUAGCCACUAUCACGGUAAAAUACACGCAGAGUAAUUCAGUAUGCUUUGCCUUGAACGGUCAAGCCAUUGGUAUUGGAGCGGGACAGCAGUCUCGAAUCCACUGCACAAGACUAGCUGCAGACAAGGCUGAAAAUUGGUGGCUCCGCCAGCACCCAUACGUAAUUAACAUGGCCUUCAGAUCAGCUGCCACUCGUCCCGAAAAAUCUAAUGCAAUUGACAAUUACAUUUGUGGUAACGUAGGGCGAGAAAUUGACCAUGAGUCCUGGGUUAAAUCGUUCGAAAAAGAACCUCCCAAGUUAACCGCAGAGGAAAGGAAAUCUUGGGUCGAUAAGAUGAAGGAUGUUGCCCUCUCCUCUGACGCAUUCUUCCCCUUCCGUGAUAGUAUUGACCGCGCACGAAUGAGCGGCGUAUCGUACGUUGUAAGUCCCAGUGGGUCCAACAACGACAAAUUGGUCAUCGAGGCAUGUGAUGAGCACAACAUUCUUCUGGCUCAUACGAAUCUUAGAUUAUUCCACCACUAAAGAAACAUUCCAUCGUUAGGCAUUUAUCAAUUUAUGUUGUUCUGUCAUGCCUUAGUCCCUCUUGAGGAUCUCACUUUCCCCUUUUUACCAUUGUAAUUUUAUAAUGUUAAUCGUACUUUAAACUUUUUUAAGCUCUCAUGAGCUGAAUUUUCAUCAUUGUUUUUAAAUUAAUAUUUUUUUUAGAAUUUUUUUGUCAAAGUGUUAUUUCUAAAUGUUCCGCUAGAUUUUUGUUGCUGAUGAUAAUUCAUUUUUAAAAUACUCAAGUAAAUUCAUUUUUAUA
Molecule: messenger RNA, 2196 nt
Organism: Bemisia tabaci
Lineage: Eukaryota; Metazoa; Arthropoda; Insecta; Hemiptera; Aleyrodidae
Product: bifunctional purine biosynthesis protein ATIC
Biological process (GO): 'de novo' IMP biosynthetic process
Cellular component (GO): cytosol
Molecular function (GO): IMP cyclohydrolase activity; phosphoribosylaminoimidazolecarboxamide formyltransferase activity
Source: RefSeq, a predicted model, not a curated record